This is a messenger RNA of Pungitius pungitius (ninespine stickleback), 3217 nucleotides long. RefSeq names its product prolyl 4-hydroxylase, alpha polypeptide I b (gene p4ha1b). Lineage: Eukaryota; Metazoa; Chordata; Actinopteri; Perciformes; Gasterosteidae. Gene Ontology annotation, cellular component: endoplasmic reticulum. The coding region runs from base 212 to 1861 and encodes 549 amino acids. Gene Ontology annotation, molecular function: L-ascorbic acid binding; procollagen-proline 4-dioxygenase activity; iron ion binding. The record is from RefSeq and is a predicted model, not a curated record. The transcript has 15 exons. Gene Ontology annotation, biological process: peptidyl-proline hydroxylation to 4-hydroxy-L-proline.
GGGGGGGGGGCGGCUUUCUGCAUGUGAGCUUCUGCACGUAGCAUUCGGGAUUUUAGGAAUCCAGCCCCUGAACACCAGAUGGACAUCGGUGCGCAGCAACGUCCCCGCUAGGUGCGAGUACCAGACUGCUGCUGCUCAUCUUCCUUUCAACUGGUCCCCGCUGUUUGGACCCCGGAGCACGGGAGGACUCGUCUCUGAUCCCUGCGGCAGGAUGCUCUCGUUUAGGAUGGAGCUGCCAUGUUUAAGUCUCCUGUUGCUGAGCUGUCUGCAGUCGCUCUCUGCCAACAAUGACUUCUUCACCUCCAUAGGCCAGAUGACGGAUCUGUUGUACACAGAAAAAGACCUGGUCACCUCCCUGAAGGACUACAUCAAAGCGGAGGAGACCAAGCUGGAGCGGGUCAAACAGUGGGCUGAUAAGUUGGAUUCGUUGUCGGCUGUGGCCAUCCAGGACCCCGAGGGCUUCCUGGGGCACCCUGUCAAUGCCUUCAAGCUGAUGAAGAGGCUGAACACAGAGUGGGCGGAUCUGGAGAGCCUUGUGCUCAGUGACACCACUGAUGGAUUUAUAUCCAACCUGACGAUCCAGAGACAGUACUUCCCGACGGAUGAGGACCAGACGGGGGCGGCCAAAGCUCUCCUCCGGUUACAAGACACUUACAGACUGGAUGCCAACACUAUCUCCACAGGGGACCUACCUGGGGUGAAACACAAGAGCCUGAUGACCGUGGAGGACUGUUAUGAGCUGGGGAAAAUUGCCUACUCUGACGUUGAUUACUACCACACAGAGCUGUGGAUGGCCCAGGCCCUGAAACAGCUGGAUCAGGGCGAGGAGUCCCCUUUAGAUCGGGUGAUACUGCUCGACUACCUCAGCUACUCCAUCUACCAGCAGGGGGACAUUGAGCGAGCCCUGGAUUUCACCAAGCAGCUGCUGGCACUGGACCCUGAGCAUCAGCGCGCCAACGGCAACCUGAAAUACUUUGAGUUCCAGUUAGAGAAGCUGAAAAAGGAGGCGGCGGACGCACCUCCAACAGAGAAGAAGCAAAAAGAGAAAAGAGAAGCAACAGAGAAGAUAAAGAAGCCCAAAAAGAAGUUCCUGACUCCUCAGCUCCCAGAGAGGAAGAAGUAUGAGAUGCUCUGUCGUGGCGAGGGCAUACGCAUGACCCCCCGCAGGCAGAGCCGGCUGUUCUGUCGUUACUAUGACAACAAGCACAACCCCAUGUAUGUGCUGGCGCCGGUCAAACAGCAAGACGAGUGGGACCGCCCCUACAUCGUCCGCUUCAUUGACAUCAUCUCUGACAAAGAAAUGGAGAGGGUCAAGCAGCUGGCAAAGCCACGGUUAAGGCGAGCCACGGUGCAUGACCCCCUAACCGGCAAACUUACAACGGCCCAGUACAGAGUCUCCAAGAGUGCCUGGCUCACCGGCUACGAGGAUCCGAUAAUUGACAAGAUCAACCAGAGAAUCGAGGAUCUCACCGGUUUGGAGAUGGACACUGCAGAAGAGCUGCAGGUUGCAAAUUACGGCGUUGGAGGUCAAUACGAGCCUCACUUUGACUUUGGACGGAAAGACGAGCCAGACGCCUUUAAAGAGCUGGGCACCGGGAACCGCGUAGCAACGUGGCUCUUCUACAUGAGUGAUGUAGCAGCAGGUGGAGCCACAGUAUUUCCAGAUGUUGGUGCAUCAGUUGGGCCCCAAAAGGGCACCGCAGUGUUCUGGUACAACCUGUUUCCCAGCGGGGAGGGAGACUACAGCACCCGGCACGCAGCUUGUCCAGUGUUAGUGGGCAACAAGUGGGUAUCAAACAAAUGGAUCCAUGAGCGAGGUCAGGAGUGGCGGCGGCCUUGUUCCCUGAAUGAAACCGAAUGACGGGCAUAAUGAAGCCUUCCUCCUCACCUCCUACGGCCCUCUCUCGCUUCCUUUCCUAGUGAAGCACCCAGGAACAAAGACCACCGCGGCGGAUCAGGCAGGAUUCAUGCACGGGGUCCAAGCGGCUCACUCCCUCCCCACGAACACUCCCUUUCCUGCACAGCUGUUACGCUCUGAGCCCAGAGGUUGUCUCUGUUAACGUCAAGCCCCUGGACAGUUUUUAUUUUUUAUUUUUAAGCAUUGCUAUGACAGAUUAUGUAUGUUCUUUGGAUUGUUUGAUCCCACUCCGAUGUGUCCCGUCUUUGCACCCUAAUAUGAACGCUGUUUCUUAGUUGAGGUCAUCCUUCAGCAGUGACUUUGGGGACCUUGAACCUUAAAGGAACACCUCACGUUUUUUAAGAGGCCUGUCUGAUUCUUUGCAUUCCUUCGUUUCAACACGGCAAUUAAGCCGGUGUUGUUCUUUUUUUUUUUAUUAUUAAAGCAGUUUAAACAAUGGCAAUUAGUUUGGGUUGCACUCAAUUUCUUUGCAAAAUCAUUUUCCAGAUCUUUGGUUUUCUGAGUCUGGCCAUUUCCUCACAGGGGAUUGAAUGGGCGUACAUAGUUCACUCAAUUCCUUUCUUUGCUUUAUUUUCACGUUAUAUCGAUCGAUCUACAUCAAAUAAGUUUAAGAUUCAAAACGAACAAAUUAAGUACUUUGUAGAAGGAAUGAAAAGACAUAAAAAAACUCCAAUUCUAGGUAGUGUUUUGUUUGAAAGGAAACCUUUGUGUAACUAAUCAGAAGGAGUUGAGGUGUCAUGGCUACCUCUAUGCAGUGCAUUUUGACGUAUCACAUGACGUGUUUAUCCACCUCAAAGACUUGUGUUCUUUUGGCUCAAGUCCUCUAAAUGGCCACACUACAAGAUACCGUUAUAUUGGUUGUACAAAGACUCAUGGGCACACUCCCACCUGGACACAGACACGGUCACGUCAACCCCGAUGCUGCAUAGAAUAAAGUAUUUUCCCACAAGGAUUGCAACAGUGUGUAAGCACCUAAAAUGACAACCAGCUAUCUUCAAAAUAGUAGAAGCACCAAAGGGACAACAAUAAGGAACACUAGGGAGAGAAGAGUGGCACAAACACCACAUUGUGCCGUGACAGGUUUAAAUACCCAGUAUUUUCAUUUUUUAUUAACAGAGUCAAUAAUCGUGGUUGGUUUUGAAUGGUGUCUAGUGCUUUUCCGUGGGAAAAUAUUUGUGUUUUCCAAGGGAGAAACAUUUUAUUUAUACGUCCCAAUCCAAUUUUGUGAUAUGUUUGCCUUACAUGAAAGUCUGAAAUUGUUUUUUUUUUCUACAAUAAAGACUGUUUUAUCGAUCUGAA